AUGACGAGGAGAUCACAGUUUUUGCUGCAAUACCUCCACCAGGGUGUGAACACGACAUUCCCAGCCGUUCUAGAAAUGCGUACCGGUAGCGAAAUAGGCUCUCCUCUCCAGCUUAUUCUAACAAGUCCAAACGACCUUAUGUUCUACUUCUACUGCAACAUCACCGAUCAAAUGCUGAAAACUAUGUGUGAUACCCUAUUAAUAGAUACACAAAUGGUGGCGACCUUCGAUACAUAUCUGUUUCCACUGCUUGACAAUCUUUCAGACAAGCGCACGGUUUGCUUAGAAGAUGAUGAUAAACGGACAGGCUUUAUAUUCACAGUACAUGAUAAGCUGGAUUUCCAAAGGUUUUACCGGCUCCGGUUACCAUUCGAGCGCGCAUCAGACAGAAGUCUCGCAGAAUACCUCUCCGAGCUGCUUUCAGAAUCCCAGAAACUCGCUACAGCCCAAGCGGCUGAGAUCACAACACUGAGAACCCAAAGCGAUAAGGAUUCAAAAACGCUCUCUGAUCGUAUUGUACUCUCACAGCAAGAUCUGCAACGUAAAGCUGAAGAAUUUAAUGCUCUAUCUCUAAACUACAACAAACAGGCUAAAGACUUGGAGGUUAUGACUGUUAACUUCAAUACUUUGCAAGAAUCAUCCACACGCGAAAUAGCAUCUUUGACUGCCAAUGUGAAGUCUCUGCAGUCUCAAGUGUUUACAUUAGAGCAAAAGAAACUAGACUUAGAGAGGGAAUUGAGCUCUACCCUCUCUGAUCUGACCUUAGCUCGAUCAAAUCUUGAGCUCACGCGUGAAAGCCUUACGUCGCGCGAAAGAGAAUGUGAAAAGCUCCGUCUAGAGUGCAAACAUCUUAGCGAUUUGGAGCGCCAGCUGGAGCGUGGGAAACAAGAUCUUGCCCUCCAAUUGACCAGUCUGACAGAGCGUAGCAACAAUACAAUUAUGGCACAGACAUCUCAAUUAGAUCAUCUUAAAGCGCAGAACAAAGAGUUGGUGCAAAACAUCGAUGAGCUGAAAGAGGCUGCGGCUGCUCUCAGUGCUGAGUGCGACCAGUUGGGACUCAAGUACAACUCAACUCUUUCAGAAAGAAAUCAGCUUGAAAGUAAGUUAGGUGAGGUCGUGGAAUCAUUAAGUUUUAAGACAGAACAAGUGUCUAGUCUCAUGGAACGCGUGGCGGAGCUCUCACAGGCAAAUGGAGCAUUGGAGGCUAAGAUAUCUAGUGACGCACAAAAGCUCGGGAAGCUCUCCACCGCUCUUCAAACAGCACAUAAUCAGAAAACGCAGGCUGAGGCCAAAGUCAAGGAGCUUGCUGCUACUAUUGCAUCCCAAAAAGCGAUGAUAGAUAAUUUAACCAACCUUAAAGGAAACGAGCUCUUAGCCGAAGUUCAAGAUGGGCAUGCUCCUGUAUCGCGGAAGGAUGUUCUCAAGAAACCAGCAGCACUGCUACCACAACACUUUGAAGUACUAGAUUUGGCGCCCAUGCUUCAGCGGAAUGUCACACGUGGAAAACCUCAGUCUGGCCAAAGCAGCGAAUUGACCCUAUCUCCACCGCGUCCACCACAUGGAGCCUGCGAUGGAGCUUCGUUUUCCAGCUCUGAUGCGCUCUCUCAGGACACCCAAAGUUUGCUCAACAAAUUUGGAAACUUGCGAGCCCGAACUGAAAAUAAGCAGCCUCGUAUUGCUGCGGAUUCUCUGACAGUAGCCCCGCCAAUAGCUUCUGGUCAACUUCAGCAAUCCUCUGCGAUAUCUGUCGUGGGAUUCGUAAGCAAGCGAGAUAGCCCUCCGGCGUCAAAGAGUAAUCUCUCUCAGCCCGAAAUUUCCACGUCUGGAGAUCAGUAUGCACGAGCGUAUAUGAACUUCAUGAAUAAUAUCGACUAG
Messenger RNA from Giardia duodenalis, 1875 nucleotides. RefSeq lists its product as uncharacterized. Bases 1 to 1875 code for a protein of 624 amino acids. The record is from RefSeq and is a predicted model, not a curated record. NCBI's taxonomy places the organism in Eukaryota, Fornicata, Diplomonadida, Hexamitidae. The transcript has a single exon.